AUGGAAGAUAUAAAAUUUCAAAAUGCUCUUAGCAAAGCUGUACCAAUUAAUGGUUGGUUAAAACGAUUACUUCCACAUGAACUAGCUUUAUAUAAUUCAGGCGAAUUACAAAAUAUUACACAUCAUGGUUCAUCUUCAAUGUGGUUAGAAACUCCUUCUUCUUCUCCACCUCCCGGACGAACAAAUGUCUAUCGACCAAUGGGAGAUAUUGAAAUUUUAUAUUUAGUAGAACAUAGACAACUACCUGAUACUCAACCAUAUCAAGCAAUUAUUGAAGGUGAAAAUGGUAGAUUAUAUGCUAAUAAAUAUUUAACUGGAGCAAAAUGGACAAGUACUAGUCCAACAACAAUUGUAGAAUUUUGUGCACCAAUUGAAUUAAUUGAAACAUUAAAACAAAAACAAAUGAAAGUUGAAGAUGGAGCUUUAUCAAUGGGACUUGGAGAUAAAGCUGGAAAAGGUCUUCCUAUUUUUAAUGAAAGUAUCAGAAAUGGAGAUACAACUUUUAGAAUUGUAAAAAUUAAGAGAAACAAAGAGAAACAAGAUAAAUAA
Adineta steineri is the source of this 549-nucleotide messenger RNA. The record is from the annotation of a GenBank genome assembly. NCBI's taxonomy places the organism in Eukaryota, Metazoa, Rotifera, Eurotatoria, Adinetida, Adinetidae.